Suillus paluster is the source of this 1383-nucleotide messenger RNA. Its product is annotated as kinase-like domain-containing protein. Gene Ontology annotation, molecular function: ATP binding; MAP kinase kinase activity. Bases 1 to 1383 code for a protein of 460 amino acids. Gene Ontology annotation, biological process: cell integrity MAPK cascade; protein phosphorylation; regulation of fungal-type cell wall organization. The record is from RefSeq and is a predicted model, not a curated record. NCBI's taxonomy places the organism in Eukaryota, Fungi, Basidiomycota, Agaricomycetes, Boletales, Suillaceae. The transcript is spliced from 5 exons.
AUGCAUCAAACUCAUUCUCGUCCUUUGGGACCACGCAAGGCUCCCCGCUCACAGUCGCCAUUACCACCGCUCAUCCUACCAGAGACUCGUCCACUAGCAAUUCGUAAAAUACCCCAAGAUCUGUCAUCUUUACACCCUACAUCUACUUCAUCAUCUCCCCCAUUGGGCUCUUCUCCAGGUCCAUCGCGUCCCCAGCUUCCUGGAGCAACUUCAAGGCCAAAUCAAUCCAGACCCAAGCUUUAUCUGCCAAUCGCUCUCGAUGGUGGUAGCAGCAGUGCAGCUUAUUAUGAAGGUCCUGCAUCUAUCCCGCCUGGAUUGGAUGGUGAAAACCCAGGCAACGCAACCGUCCGGCCUUUCUUGACUUUGCAAACACCACGUGCUCCCGAGCCCGAUGGUAGCGACAACAGCAUUGCUCAGCUAAUUGCUGAAUUUGACAGGACCACUAUCGAGUCCUAUACACCUACGGAAGAGACUUCGACCAUUUAUAGCUCUACUAAAUGGUCGGACGCUGUUUUAGAAGAACUUUCGCGACUUGGCGAAGGUCAGGGUGGAGCUGUUCAUAAAGUCAGAGAUCGACGUAACAACUUCAUCUUGGCCCGCAAGACAAUUACCACUCGCGAGGCGCCUUUAAAACAGCUCGAACGCGAGUUGUCAAUCUCUGCGACAUCCAAACACCACAACAUAAUCCGUUUCUAUGGCGCUUAUAUGUCUCCAUCGUCUAGUGAAGUCAAAGUCAUGAUGGAACUAUGCGCUGGCGGUAGCUUAGAAGCCAUUGGAAAGCGCAUCAAAGAUAAGAACGCGCGUGUCAGUGAAAGAGUGGCUGGACGUAUAGCCGAGGGGGUUUUGCAAGGCCUGAGCUAUCUUCAUUCGCUCAAAACCAUCCAUCGAGACAUCAAACCGUCCAAUAUUCUGCUAACUGGUGAAGGUGUCGUUCGUCUCUGUGAUUUUGGUGUCUCCGGAGAGCUUGUUCGCUCUAUGGCCGGAACCUUUACGGGCACAAGUUUCUAUAUGGCUCCGGAACGCAUUAGCGGAAAGGAAUAUAGUAUUCGAGCUGACGUCUGGUCCACCGGAAUCACUCUCUUGGAACUUGUACAAAAUCGAUACCCAUUCCCUGAUGACCUCACCUCUAUCGAAUUAAUUGUCUAUAUCACCCAGGGACAGCCACCUCAGCUGACCGACGAAGAAGGUUCCCAUGGCAUUGUAUGGAGUGAUGACAUGAAAGAUUUUAUUCGACAGACCUUGAUUAUUGACCAUCAAACUCGCCCUACACCGGGAGGAAUGCUAUCUCAUCCCUGGAUCACCACCGCCAUGAAGCGAGAAGUCCCUAUGGCUCGCUGGAUCAGUGAAGUCUGGGACUGGCCCAAACCCACCAGGGAAGCGUAA